Messenger RNA from Sitophilus oryzae (rice weevil), 1487 nucleotides. RefSeq lists its product as uncharacterized. The coding region runs from base 126 to 1481 and encodes 451 amino acids. Gene Ontology annotation, molecular function: potassium ion leak channel activity. The transcript has 8 exons. Gene Ontology annotation, cellular component: membrane. Lineage: Eukaryota; Metazoa; Arthropoda; Insecta; Coleoptera; Curculionidae. The record is from RefSeq and is a predicted model, not a curated record. Gene Ontology annotation, biological process: potassium ion transmembrane transport; stabilization of membrane potential.
AGUGAAAAAAAAAACUUUGAUUGUUUGAACUAAACUUUUGCUUCAUCGGUUAAAGAAAAUAUCAAGUUGGACUUGUAACCUUGAAGAAAGCAAAAUUCUUCCUCCGUAGUACAGAAAUAUAAAAGAUGCAAGAAACCGACCAAGAAUACGACACCAACACAAAAAAAUGUUCUGUAGCCAUGUUGUGUGGACGAACAAGCCUUUUUGUUCUUAUGAUAGGAUACGCCCUGCUUGGAGCAUUGUUAUUCAAGUUUUUAGAAGGUGGAGGUGAACACCAUCAGACUACAGAUUUUCAAAAAACUAGAGAAGAAUGUCUAAGAGAGUUAUGGAUUAUAACCGAACGAUUAAAUGUAUUAUACGAGAAAAAUUGGACGCAACUUGUUACAGAACAACUGAAGAAAUUUGAACGGUCCGUAGUAGAAAACGCCAGAAACGAUGAUUCUUUGACACUAACCGGAGCAAAAUGGACUUUUGGUGGAUCGUUACUUUACACAAUCACUCUCCUAACCACAGUAGGCUAUGGAAAACUCUCUCCAAGAACAGCGUUGGGAAAAAUCAUGGCAAUACUUUACGCCUUAAUAGGAGUACCUUUAAUGUUGAUCCUUUUAUCAGAAUUAGGUAGUAUUUUGGCACAUGGUGUAAGAAAAGGAUAUUUAAAAUUGACGUUUUGUAAAAAUAAAGAAAACAUACCUUGUCCGACAGUGGGUUAUCAUAAAGCGCCAGCAUCACCGUCUCAUAACUAUUACUGUAAAGGAAUCGAAGAUAAUUCCUCAAUUCAGCUGGCUUCGACGCACGCUUCUCCAAAUCACGUUAACUUCAAAUCGAAUCAUACCAAUCACUGUUCUGAAUACUCCGACAUGCCUAAACGAGCCCUUUUGGCUACAGUUAGGGCUAGUCAUUCCAGGGGGAGAUGUCGGCAAGGAUCUGUACGACAAAUAUUAACAGAUCCAAACUGUCCAACUCACCGACAUGCAAGUCCUUUAAAGAACUCUUCGAUAGUUGGAAUUUCGACUGAUAUUGAAUUAGACGAGCUAGAGGAAAAUGAUCAAAGCCUCUGCACGCAGCACGAUACACCGUCACGGAUCCCCUUGAUUUGGCGCCCACCCGACAAGUCCAACCACGUUCCGCCUCCGACAGAUGACGUCACAUCUCCCGUCUCACCUCCAGUGCCUACAUUCCUCGUAUUUUUCUUCUUUUUCCUGUACAUCGGCCUGGGCGCGGCCUGCUUUGCCAACACCACGAACUGGACUUUCCUUGACGCGAUAUACUUCUGUUUCUUGGCCCUCUCGACCAUAGGAGUGGGCGACAAGCUGCCCACCAUCCACCACGGAGAAUUCCAAGAACAGUUACAAGUCCUGGCGUGUUGCGUGUACAUUUUCGUUGGACUAGUCGUGCUAGCGAUGUGUUUCAGUUUAGUUCAGGAGGAAGUGACGCUCAAGUGCAAACAGUUGGCUAAUACGAUAGGCCUAAGUAGGGAAUGACAGACA